Molecule: messenger RNA, 366 nt
Organism: Suncus etruscus (white-toothed pygmy shrew)
Lineage: Eukaryota; Metazoa; Chordata; Mammalia; Eulipotyphla; Soricidae
Gene: RNASE11
Product: ribonuclease A family member 11 (inactive)
Source: RefSeq, a predicted model, not a curated record
AUGGAAAUAAUUGAAGAUAAAUUUUCAAAGAAAUAGAUGCAAUAUUAUAUGGCAAAACAUGACCAAGAAAAACAGACUCUUGAGGAAUUAAUGAAGUUGGCUCUGUUAUAUAACAAUACAAGUAUCUGUAUGUCCAAGAAUAUUUUGUCUUCUUCAAUAUUUUUAAAGACCCUCAGAUGUAAGUACGGACAAAAUCUUGGGGUAAGCUGUGCUGAGAACCCUGAACUGGGGACUAAUAUAUGCCAGCUAAUUGUGAACAAACAAUUCACCCAGUUCCAGUAGCACAGGAUCACACGUGAAGAAAUAUUGGCGAUGCUAACAGGUCAUUCUCUGAUGAGGAGGCUAGUUCAUGGCCUCAAAUUAUAA